Molecule: messenger RNA, 3369 nt
Organism: Clupea harengus (Atlantic herring)
Lineage: Eukaryota; Metazoa; Chordata; Actinopteri; Clupeiformes; Clupeidae
Product: alpha-tectorin-like
Cellular component (GO): extracellular matrix
Source: RefSeq, a predicted model, not a curated record
UCAUGAUGUAGAUUCCACACAAACACAGUGAUGCAUAAUCAGUUCUUGACAUAUUUACUUCUUCCUGUGAUGAUUCAUUCAAUUUUGAGUUUUGGCCUUGAAAGAAAUUAUCUGUGUAUCGGUUAUGGACUUUCUAUGAUCUGUUAGUGCUGAGGUCAUGUUGCUUUGCAAUUGUUUUACAAGAAUGGGACCCCCUCAGUUUUAUCUCCACAUUUUUGUCAUGUAUACCUGUACUCCAUCCAUGGGCACAGGCAAAAGAGUCUAACAAGAAUAGUUAAAAAAAAACAUGGCAACUCGACUUAAGGUAUCCUCACAUUUUCAACGAUUACAAUGAUGUGAAGUGGGGUUUUAAUGCACUCUACAUUUUUUUUUUUUUUUUUUUUAAGAUUUCAGAGUACCAUUGUAGUAGGAAUUUCCUCCACCAACAAUCAAUAUUGGUGUGAAUUGGAUGAAGUACCUGCAUGUUUUUCAUUCAGCAAACGGCAGACACAAAUAUAUUGCAAACUAGAGCCUUGGGUAAGAUCUAAAAUGAUAGAAGCAUUAAAAUGCAGCAACAAAGCUGAAAUAUGGAAAUAAUAAAGAUUGUACAUGUGAACUAAGUACACGCUUUGUAUUUACGCAGGAUUUGGGGCAUCAUUUGAGACCUUGAAUACGGCGCCAAAUGGCAAUCCAUUUUUUUCUCUAUGAAAGACAUGCAGUUAUUUGAUACAAUGCAUACCAAUAUGAUUGUCAGUGGAAGGAAUUCCUACUGCAAUGGUAAAUAGGUUAGAUUAGGAUAAAUCAGCACUCAGAUUGGUAGAAGUUAGUCAUAGUAGAACAUUUCAAUUUGAUAUCCUCAACGGUGUUAAAAUGCUAAAAACACACUUCAGACAGUGCAAGUGCAAUUUGUGUGAGGGUACCUUAAUUCAAACUGCUAUAAUUUUGUUAACUUCUGGUGGAAACAACUGAGGGGGACAUAUGGGAAAUUUUCCAGAUUGGAGGUGAUUUAGCAUGGCACGUUUAGAAACUCUAAUUAGGCACACAGAUGACUUGUGGGAAUAUUUGUCAGUGAAAUGUGCCAUGGAAAGUGGGGUAGAUGGCGCCAUUCUAAUCAUUCUAAUUACUGACCUUAUCAAAGGGUGUGUGCCGACCAAAAACGUUCCUUGAUUGUUUGUCGCCUAACUCUUAAACUGUAUCUCUGAUUGAUUAAUAGAGUGGCAAUAUCCUAAUCCUGCACUUGACCUCACUCUCAGGACUCUCGAGUGCUAAUCAGAUAAGUAAAACAAGAAACAUAUCACCAUGUCAACAGUUUCUUGGAGACCUACAAAUAUUAGCAGCAAUGUACAACAUUGUUGCAGUAACCCUCGUAUGAAAUCAUAAGUCUUAUAUUCUGUAAUUGAGCCAUGCUCUUGUAUGUCCGUGUGUGACAUGACCCCUUCCAUAUGAAAUGCCGACAUUACAUAACAGGCGUGGCAUCCACAACGUUAAUUUACUGGGGUCCUACCAACCUGUGUAAUUGUAUUAGUAAUAUUCUAUUCAAUCCUGGGCUGGAGUCAGUUAGACUAGCGGCACCAACGUUGCCAAGAGGCUGCCAGGAAACCAAAACACACAAACACAGAUUCUGGUAUAUCAAUGGUUGUGUGAUUUGAUAUGAUAAAAUAGUUUGACUGUUAAUCUGCAUCACCUCUAUUAUUCCCUACAAUUUGACAUUUUUCCCAUCAGGGUGUUGAUAGUAUAGCUAUACAUGUUAACAAUGUAAUCUUAGAUGAAGAGUAUUAGCAUUAGAUAGUUAGACUUGCGUAACCUUUUUGGCAAAUUGCUGAUUGGUUACCAACUGAAAGGCUGACUGAAUUUAAGGCACGCUCACCUUGUUCCAUUUCCUCACUCAGCAAGCUCAGGUAAAGGCCUCCAUAUUAAUAUAUACUGGCUGUAGAUAAUAUUACUAUACGUCGUUUUGGCUAAAAGUGUCUGCUAACUGAAUAAAUGUAAAAGUAAACAAAGUCUCUUACCAUCUGUUUGUAUUGGUUGAAUAGUAUUCUUUUCACACUGCUUUGAGAAGCUAGACUUUGUAGUGGCUAUAAGACCUGCAUUAUUUUUUGUUUUUGUUGGAUAUCUUGUGAAACAACAAUACUCAAAUGCUUUACACAUUUAUAAUUUUCCAAUGCAAACAUUUGUUAUUUGUGUUUUAUGUAAUUACUUUCAUGUGUAACGAGGUCCAGACUUUUCCUCACAAUCCUUCACUGUUUCUCUUUUCAGACUGAAGCCAUGGACGUAAAAGCCCUUCUUUGUGUCACGGUCACUCUGCUCCUCUGUGGGCACAGCUCUGCGGGGCCAGCAGUUUUCCCCACCCAGACAGGAACUUGCUGGGCCAUGGGCGACCCUCACUUCCGCACGUUCGAUGGCUAUUUCUACAACUUCAUGGGAAACUGCUCCUACACCAUGGCCAAGAACUGCGACAUAGACUACCACCAUCCCCCGUUUGAGGUUGAGGUCACAAACAAAGUCCUGCCUGAUACUCACCUCACUGCAGUUAGCGAGGUCACCAUCCACAUCUAUAGCCUCAAGAUCCAAAUGAUCCGCUCAGAGCUUGGCACAGUAAAAGUCAACGGUCAAGUAUGGAGUCUGCCAGCCUCCUUCGACAAUGGCUUGGGAACAGUCAAGUUGAUGCAGAGUGGUCUCUCAGUGGUGAUGUGGGUGGACUUUGGGAUGACUGUGCAGUACGACUGGCAGGAGUACGUUUCAGUGACCAUGCCCAGCGGCUUCAUGGGGAAAGUCUGCGGUCUGUGCGGGAAUUUCAACAUGAACAAGGAUGACGACCUCGCCAUGUCCAAUGGCACUCUGGUAAAAAGCGUCACUGAGAUGGGUCAGAGCUGGAGGGUACAAGGCGUGAAAGGUGAAGACUUCUGCACGGACGAGUGCACUGGUGAAUGCGCGGAGUGCAGCUUUGGCAAACGCUUGGCCGCCGACAUGUUCUGUGGCAUGAUGACACCCAUUCUGGACCUCCAGUUCAGGGACUGCCAUGCCCUCAUUGACCCCAGUAUCUUCUUUGACAUGUGCAAGUUUGACCACUGCAGGGGCGGUGGACUCAAGGACUACCUGUGCAGGAUCCUGCAGGUCUACACAGAUGCCUGCCAGCGAGCUGGAAUGAAAGUCCAUGACUGGAGACACCUGGCACGCUGUGAUGAUCCUGACUGCCCAGCACACAGCCAUUUUGAACCGUGUGGAAGUGCAUGCACACCAACCUGUGUUGGCAACUCAACAUGUGACCUCCCAUGUGUUCAAGCUUGUAUCUGUGACAAGGGCUACAUACGCAGCGGCAACAAAUGUGUCAGCAAAACCGAGCUCUGCUUAGACAACACAAUAGUUGAAUAAAAAUGUUUUUAUCCCUUA